This is a messenger RNA of Hibiscus syriacus, 1613 nucleotides long. RefSeq names its product cystathionine beta-lyase, chloroplastic-like. Gene Ontology annotation, molecular function: pyridoxal phosphate binding. Gene Ontology annotation, cellular component: cytoplasm. The transcript is spliced from 13 exons. The coding region runs from base 82 to 1473 and encodes 463 amino acids. The record is from RefSeq and is a predicted model, not a curated record. Lineage: Eukaryota; Viridiplantae; Streptophyta; Magnoliopsida; Malvales; Malvaceae. Gene Ontology annotation, biological process: transsulfuration; 'de novo' L-methionine biosynthetic process.
UUCUUCACUUACUCAUAGUAGAGAAAUGGCGGCACGGUAAAGCGAAACCCAUAACCCUAGACAGAAGCUUUAACUUGGAAGAUGGCAUUAUCGGUCUCUCUCAAGCCUUUCAUUUCUUCACUCAAUUGUUUCGAUCCUAUUCGCCACAACGAUUCUUUGCUAGUAAAUAUCCCAAGAAGUUUUCAGGUUAAGAAGGAAUUAACGUUAGAGGGAAGGCUGCAGUUGUCUGCCGCACAAUUCAGAUUGAACUGCUCAGGGAACAGGGGCAUGGACGUUAGUGCUUCAGUUAUGUCUGAUUCCAUAACAGACCAUUUUACUGAACUGGAUGUUGAGGCUCAGGAGCCUAGCGUUUCAACACUUUUGGUGAAUAUCGAUAGCGAGUUUGACCCUUAUGGUGCAAUGAGCACGCCACUUUACCAAACAGCUACGUUUAAGCAGCCUUCAGCUACUGAAAAUGGGCCCUAUGAUUAUACUAGAAGUGGAAAUCCUACUCGAGAUACAUUGGAAAGGCUCUUGGCAAAGCUUGAGAAGGCAGAUCGAGCAUUUUGCUUUACCAGUGGAAUGGCUGCUUUGUCAGCUGUUGCUCAACUUGUUGGAAGUGGCCAAGAAAUUGUUGCUGGUGAUGACAUCUAUGGUGGUUCUGAUCGUUUGUUAUCUCGUGUUACUCCAAAAUCUGGCGUUCUGGUGAAACGAGUAAACACCAGUGAUCUAGAUGAAGUUGUUGCAGUUAUUGGCCCCAACACGAAGCUUGUCUGGUUGGAGAGUCCUACCAACCCUCGACUACAAAUUGCUGAUAUUCAUAGAAUAUCAGAAAUCGCUCAUGCUAAUGGGGCCCUUGUGUUGGUAGAUAACAGUAUUAUGUCCCCAGUAUUGUCACGACCAUUGGAACUUGGAGCAGACAUUGUGAUGCACUCUGCUACUAAAUUUAUUGCUGGACAUAGUGAUGUAAUGGCUGGUGUGCUUGCUGUUAAAGGAGAGAGCUUGGCAAAGGAGUUAUAUUUCCUACAAAAUGCAGUUGGCUCUGGGUUAGCUCCUUUUGAUUGUUGGAUCUGCUUAAGAGGCAUCAAGACAAUGGCUUUGCGUGUUGAAAAACAACAGAAAAUAGCCGAGUUCCUUUCUUCCCAUCCACGUGUGAAGAAAGUUAACUAUGCUGGUCUUCUUGGUCACCCUGGACGUGAUUUACAUUAUUCUCAGGCAAAGGGUGCAGGGUCCGUGCUUAGUUUCUCGACAGGUUCUCUUGCCCUCUCGAAGCAUGUUGUUGAGGCGACUAAAUACUUCAGCAUAACUGUUAGUUUUGGGAGUGUGAAAUCCCUCAUAAGCUUGCCGUGCUUCAUGUCCCAUGCAAGCAUACCUAGUGCGGUGCGUGAUGCAAGAGGUUUAACGGAAGAUCUUGUUCGAAUAUCCAUCGGUAUCGAGGAUGUAAACGACCUCAUUGCCGAUUUGGACAAUGCCCUUAGAACGGGUCCUCUGUAGUUGCUGCCUGAUGAAGAAGAAGUGGAGAUUAAGCCAUCAAUGUUAUAUGGUGAAAUGUUUAAUGGAGUGGAGUUUGCCAAUAAAUAGUGGUGUUAUUUUUUUUGGUUUCUUUUAGUAGUUCAAAAUUCUUCAUUUUCUUU